AAGAAGAAUAAUUUCUUAGAAGAAAUGAGUGAACACAUUGUGACAGUUGGAAGUAGAAGAAUAGCUUCUGACAGUCUUUUCCAUUUCUUCUACCUCUUCCUUGAUAAAUUGACAAAUUUGUAUUCCAUGCUUCAUCUAUUCUAAUAUUAUCAUUGUUCUUCUAAUGGAUGGAUGAUUAAGGGACGCCGUGUGCACAAAAUGGAAGAUAGGUUUUCUUCUGUUUUGGUUAGUUUGUUUUCGAAGACCAUAUAGGUUCUCUUGAGGCUUAGAGCUCUGUAUUUAGUGAAGUUAGUAUUUGUCGGAAGUAAUCUGUAGAUUGCAGCUUGCAGAGUUCUGUGAGAGCAAUAAAGAAUCAGCAACGUUUCUUUGAGAAUAGUUGCACAAAUCGCCGUUCUUUUUCCACAGUUCUUUCAAAUAGACCUGUGUUUUCGACCGGCGAAAAGUGAAACAAGUCCUGUAGCAAAGUUACUCUUUUAGAACUUGAUAUUUCUACAAGAGUUGGUUAUUCAGGAAACACACAAAUAGGAAUAUUUUUCAUUGGCAUUUGAUAUCUGGAAGUUGAUAGAAUGGACCAAGAAACUCGUGAGCGAGUGCAACAAACAGCUGAAUAUAUUGUUCGUAAAGAUUAUAGCGUUUCUGACGUCUUUCGAAAGCGCCUUUAUGAAAAAAACUCAAGGUUUGCCUUUCUUUCUCCAAGGCGGUCGCAACACGACCUCAUCCUUGAAGAACUGGAAGAAGCUGUCCAUCGACUAAGAGCUAAACGAAAACAUAAAACAGAACAAGAAUACAUAAGAGAGACUAAAUUGCCAAAGUAUGAUAAAACAGUAGACGACCAUAGGGACAGAUUGGCUAUAGUUCCUAUGGGUCAUACUCAACGCAACACCUUCAUCUCCAGUCACUUGGUCCACUGCAAGUGCAGAGCUAAGGGACAAAGUUGAAGCUUUUUAUUCUUUGGUUGAAC
Messenger RNA from Galdieria sulphuraria, 961 nucleotides. RefSeq lists its product as uncharacterized. Gene Ontology annotation, molecular function: RNA binding. Lineage: Eukaryota; Rhodophyta; Bangiophyceae; Galdieriales; Galdieriaceae. The coding region runs from base 567 to 938 and encodes 123 amino acids. Gene Ontology annotation, biological process: RNA processing. The transcript is spliced from 3 exons. The record is from RefSeq and is a predicted model, not a curated record.